CAAAUACCGACUACCGACAUCUUACGUUCGUGAUUCGAGAUUGUGCGAUACAUAUAUUAUAUAAUUUCGUUCACUUAUCGGGAUUAGGGAUUGAUCUAAAACUAAUCAACAUGUCUGAAUCUGGAUCAUAUCGACCUAUGAAAUAUCCAUAUACUUUAUCCGCAAAGGUUGCUCAGUUUCCAUUCAGAUAUUAUGUGAACCAUAGUUGGAUGUUUAAGUAUUGGCUCAUCGGUAUAGGAAUAUCACUACCUCUGUUUUACAAAAUACAAAAGUUAUCAUAUUCUCCUGAGAAUGUUAAGAAAUGGAAGAAAACUCAUCACGAUAUGUUCACUGGCGCUGAUCAUCAUUAAAGUAAAAUUACAAUUGUUAGACAACUGUUAACAUGUAAGAUAAUCUGUAAUCCAUCACAUAAUGGAUAAAUAAAUUUGAUCCGUAAUCAAAUUAUGUAGAGAUGAUUGAGGAGAAUAGAUUGUUUAAAAAAAAACUUA
Messenger RNA from Linepithema humile (Argentine ant), 488 nucleotides. It is a transcript of the gene roh, whose product is annotated as reduction of Rh1. Lineage: Eukaryota; Metazoa; Arthropoda; Insecta; Hymenoptera; Formicidae. The record is from RefSeq and is a predicted model, not a curated record.